AUGAUGGAAGCUCACCAGACAUUCUGGGGGCAACUCAUCAAAUAUAUUGAGACUUACGGACUGGCGAUGGUCGUCCUUACAAUUACCAGUGGUCUACUGAUUGGCUACUUUUCCCAUUACUUUGUGAAUGUGCGACCUCAAAAACAAAGGCUAGCUCGUGAGAAAAAGCAGAAAGAACAGGAAGAAGAAGAGGAACUGGAAGAGAUCAAGGAAGCCAUGAAUAUGCAACCGUUACCAUGUGAGCAGAAACAAGUCGGCGUUGUGAAAGGGAUGAUCAACAAUGAACUGAUAGCUUCACUUCGGAAAGUCCCUCCGGAUAAUGUGAGAAACAAGUCUGCAGAUCCUGUCCCUGCAUUCCAUGGAAAGCCUACUGUUGCAAAGCCGUCGAGUAGUGAAACUUCAAGUGAUGAGGAUGACAAAACAGUUGUUGCCCAAGUGAGUGGAAAGAGGAGAUCAGCAAGUCUUAAAGAGGAAGUUUCCUCGCUCUCAGACAAGGAUUUGAUCAACACUCUUGGAAAUUUGCAUGGAAAAUUGGCUACGGCACAGUUGAGGGCUCGGACAAGAAAAAUGCAAGAAGAUAUGACUAGGGAAGAGCGAGAUGAUGAAGCUCGUACGAAAGCUAAGCAACUCGAGUCGAUUAUGAGCCUCAUGAUGCAGAACCAGGAAAAAUUCGGCAUUACAAAUGAAGACGAAAUAAAAGAGCAAUUGAACAUGUAUAAUUUUUAA
Messenger RNA from Haemonchus placei, 726 nucleotides. The record is from the annotation of a GenBank genome assembly. Lineage: Eukaryota; Metazoa; Nematoda; Chromadorea; Rhabditida; Trichostrongylidae.